Molecule: messenger RNA, 5190 nt
Organism: Sceloporus undulatus (fence lizard)
Lineage: Eukaryota; Metazoa; Chordata; Lepidosauria; Squamata; Phrynosomatidae
Gene: UBN2
Product: ubinuclein 2
Exons: 17
Coding region: 197-4213 (1338 amino acids)
Cellular component (GO): nucleus
Source: RefSeq, a predicted model, not a curated record
CAUGCGCGGUCUAGUGGCCUGCUUCUAUUUACGUGGGGGGAGUUCCAAGAUGGCGGCGACGAUGAGGAGAGUAGUAGCCGAAGCAGCAGCGAGGGGAAGCUAGUGAGGGAAGGAGGGAGGCAACCCCGAGGAGGGACCGGAAGGAGGAGCCGGGGCCGGGUCACCGGGGAAGGGCCGGAGGAAGGGCCUGCGGAGGAUGGCGGAGCCUCGCCGGGUGCCGUUCAUCAGCCUGUCACCCCUGAGGCGCCGAGAAGGCGAGGCUCCGGAGCCCGGAGCGGGGCGCGAGGCCCUCAGGUCGCUGCCUCAGGAGCAGAGCAAGGCAGAGGCCACGGCGGCGGCGGCGGCGCCUGCGCCCUUCGAGCCCUGCCCUCGGACGGAGAGCAGCCGCCCCGAGCAGACGCCGAAGCCGCUGCCGCUGCUGCCCCCGGUGCUCCUGCCACCUCAGCGGGAGCCUCCCAGGCCGGAGCCGCCGCCGCCGCCGCCUCCUCCUCCUCCUCCGCCUCAGCCUCCUGGGGAGAACCGGCCAGAGGCCUCCUCGUCGCCGCCCUCCCCUUCGCCCCGCAGGACGGUCCGCCUGGAGCUGGUGCUGAAGGACCCCACCGAGGAGAGCUGCGUGGAGUUCAGCUACCCCGAGUUGCUGUCCUCUGGGGAGCCCCGGAAAAAGUCACCUGUCACUGAAAACCCAUUUAAUGAUGAAGAACGGGAGAGGCAUGAAGUGGAAAUGCUGGCUAAGACAUUUGAAACAAAAUAUGGUGGAAAGACUCACAAGCAUCGAAAAGAUCGUCUUCAAGAUCUGAUAGACAUAGGCUAUGGCUAUGAUGAAACUGAUCCUUUUAUUGAUAAUUCAGAGGCUUAUGAUGAAUUGGUUCCUGCAUCUUUGACUACUAAAUAUGGAGGGUUUUAUAUAAACACUGGAACUCUGCAGUUCCGCCAAGCAUCCGACUCUGAAGAGGAAGACUUUUCAGGAGGCAAAAAGCACAGACCACCUAAAGUGGCUAAACUGAAGGAUGAAGAGGACCAUGGCAUGAAGAAACGCAAACGAAAAGAUGAAGAAUCAGAUAAGGACAAAAAGCCUCGGAAAAUGAAAGUUUCUAAGCAACUAGGGGUAAUGGCCUUAAAUUCACACAAGUCAGAAAAGAAGAAGAAAAAGCUGUACAAGGAUUCUUUUUCUCUAGCUGCUAUGAUCCGGAAAUUUCAGAAAGAAAAAGAAGCGUUUAAGAAGAAAGAUGAUGAUCCUAAUCCCACAGCAUCUACUUCUAUACCUAAUAAGCUCACUGCUGCCCCCAUCACAGGUGAAAAUGAUGUGUCUGACUUGAAUCUUAGCAUCGCAGAUCCAGUUCUCUCAAUUUUUGGCAGCACAAAUGAACGUGAACUCCUACAGGAUGCUGAAAGUGCCCUGGAGAUGCUGGGAGACAUUGACUUUGAUAACUUUCUUGAUGGUACCUCCAAUGGUAGCCCAGUGUCUGAGCCAUCAGGGGAGAAUGGAAGUGCCACACAGCCCUCCCAAAACUCUGAGAUCCUGACACUGAAACAGGUGCCUGUCCUCCCAGAUGGUCUGCCAGCACAACUGGAAAAGCGUGUUGAAGACCUUAGAGUUGCUGCCAAGCUCUUUGAUGAAGAAGGCAGAAAGAAAUUCUUCACACAGGACAUGAAUAAUAUCUUGCUUGAUAUUGAGUUACAGUUACAGGAAUUGAAUCCUGCAAUCCGCAAUGGAGUAUACUCUCACCUUGAGGCUUUUGUGCCAUGCAAUAAGGACACACUGAUAAAGCGUUUGAAGAAACUGCACCUCAAUUUACAGGAUGACCGUUUGAAGGAACCAUUGCAAAAAUUGAAAUUGGCUGUCAGUUGUGUCAUGCCUGAACAACUAUUCAAAUACCAGGAAGACUGCCAGGCACACAGUCAAGCCAGGAAUGCCAAAAUGCAAGCAGAAGAUGAGAAGGACAAGAAUGGCUCUGAGGAAGAUGAUGAUGAAAAGCCAGGAAAGAGGAUUGCAGGACCAAGAAAGAAAUUCCACUGGGAUGAGACAGUGAGGGCUUUGCUAUGUAACCUUAUCAAAAUAAAACUUGGAUGUUAUGAGUUGGAGCCAAAUAAAACCCAGUCUGCAGAAGAUUACCUCAAGACCUUUAUGGAGACAGAGGUGAAGCCACUUUGGCCAAAAGGCUGGAUGCAAGCUAGGAUGCUGUUUAAAGAAAGCCGAAGUGUUCAUAAUCACCUCACCUCUGCUCCACAAUAUCUUGCAUUUACUAUACCAGUGGCUUCAGUGAUCCUGAACCCAUUUUGUUUAUUUGACACUAGUCCAAAGAAGGAACAGAGAGUCUGUGCUCCUUUUACUUCAGCUUGUGUUCCUGCUACAAGUACGAGCACUCCUAUCACUGCUUUGGCCAGUUCUAGCUGUAUCCCGGCUCCAGAAACAAUCUGUUUAGAUGACUCACUGGAUGAAGAUCUCUCCUUCAACCCACCUUCUUUGGAUUCUAUUUCUGAUGCCCUGGCUGUUAUUAAUAAUGGAGCCAAGAGUUCUUCUGUUGGGCCCUCUGUAGAAACACCAGCUUCAAGACCUCGGCCUGGGCUGAGAGAAGAGAAGUUAGCAAGUAUAAUGAGCAAAUUACCUCUGUCAUCCUCAAAAAAGGUAGAGACUGCUCAGUCACCACAUUCAUCAAGCCUUAUAGCUGGGCACACAGGACCACUACCAAAGAAAUCCCAGGAUUUACUUCAAACUGGUAUCUCUUCAGGCCUUAUUGCUGGCUCUUCAAUUCAAAACCCUAAGGUUUCCUUGGAACCUUUACCUGCCAAGCUUCUGCAACAAGGAUUACAGAGGUCAAGCCAAAUUCAAGCAGCUUCCUCUUCUCAGACCCAUAUUUCCUCUUCCUGCAAGGUCCAAGCCACAGCUUCUCCUGCUUCACAGAGGCCAAAGGAUACAGCUGUACUUGUAACCUCAUCAGAAGUUCAAAGUUGUGGUGCUUCAACAUUACAAGUGACAAAGGCUCAUCAGCAGUCCUCUGCUCAACAAAAAUAUGUAUCCCCUCUACAAGCAACUAUUAGUAAAUCUCAGACCAACCCUGUGGUAAAACUAAGUAGCAAUCCCAAACUCUCUUGUUCUUCCCCAGUUCCCAAGACUUCAGAUAAGCCAGUAGUAUAUCGCCUUCCUUUGUCUAACACCACUUCUGUGAGUAGUUCUCAAAUGGCUCAUCCACUUGUGUCUCGGACAACAUCUAGCACCUCUACCUCUAGUAACUAUUUAGCCAAGGCCAUGGUAUCACAAGUUUCUGCCCAGGGUUUCAAGCCUCCUUUCUCCAUGGCUCCCUCACCCAAACCUGCUGCCUCUCCCAAACCCACAGCACCCAAGCCUUCUGUAGCACUCAAGCCUACUACAUCACCUAAACUGUCCUCUUCUAAGUCCACCUCAACAUCCAAACCCCCUUGUUCUUCUAGUUCUUCCAGUUCAAGUGCACUAGUACCCCAGAGUAGUCACUCCAAUAGCAACAAUUCCCUUCAUAAACAGCCCAGUGGAGUAAAUGUCAGCAGACAAUCUCCUACAAUUAAUUUACUGCCCUCUAACCGCACCUCAGGCCUUCAACCAGCAAAGAACCCUCAUGCCCCUUCAAAAUUAUCCAACUCUUCUGCCUCCGGAACUGUCAGCAAAAAUAACGUGAGUGGAGUUGGAGUGAAUGUACCUGUCAACAGGGGCAGCAACCUUAAUUCAAGUGGAACUAAUAGGACUAAUCUGUCUGGAGCAGCAGGAAGUGGAACACAGGGUGCUACUAAACAAUUAUCAAUUCCACAUAGACCAUCCUCUGCCUCAGGGUCUACAGUUAUACCAGCCAGUGUACAGUCAACAACAGGUUCAUCAUUACUGGCAAAUGCUUCACCUUUGACUCUCAUGACAUCACCCCUGUCUGUAACUAAUCAGAAUGUGACAUCUGCCCCAUUGGCUAAUUUUGGGAUGCUGGGUAGCCUUGUUCCUGUGACUGUGCCCUUUCAGUUUCCAUUGGAGCUACUUGGCUUUGGAACAGACACAGCUGGAGUGACAACCUCGGGAUCUACCUCAGCGGCUUUCCAUCACAGCUUAGCUCAAAAUUUACUAAAGGGUUUACAGCCAGGAGCUCAACAUGCAGCAGCACUGUCUCACACACCUCUGCCUGCUCACAUGCAGCAAGCUUAUACAGAUGGAGGCCAAAGUAAAGGGGACACUAAGUUACAGAGGAAAACCCAAUGAUGCCCUGAUGAGCAAGGGAGUUAAAAUGGUUCUGCUUCGCUGAUGGAGACUGUCCAGUUGGGAACGUGCUUAUAUGGACACAGAGCUGCUGUUUCUGUCAAUGUUUACAUAUUCUGAUCCCAAGCACUGUGGUGAGAAGAAGAAAAAGAAAACAAUACUUGAUCAAAGAGAGAAAGAAAGGAGGAAAGUGUUCUUGUAAAAUCCAUUCAUAGUUUGAGCUCUCCUAAGGAACUCCCAAAGCCUUUUAUCAUUUCUGAGUGUCUCAGAAAGGGCUGGCCAAUAAGGUUCAGUUGUCAAACCUACAGCAGCACAAACCUUUUGGGCUGACAACAACUGGUAGAGGAUCUGUGAAAGGAAGCAAAAAUAGACUCUUCGUAUGCAAGGGAAGCCAUCCAUCCAUUUAGCAAACUGGAGGUCCCAGAGGCAUCUAUAGUAUAUACCAGUUAGGAAUAUUCUGUACAAUUUGAAUGGUGUGAAGUGAUUUGAAGAGCAAAAAUAAUGAUUUCUGUAGAAACAGAAUGGAAGAAAGCAUUUUCUCCACAUAAAACCAAAACCACUUGCCCACUAUUUCUCUUUGAAGAGCCUAGAGUUUACAAAUAUUUUGCUUUGGUAAUAUUCACCAUAGGAAAGAUCACUGAACACUCAGAAAUUCACAAGCUCUUAGGAAGGAAGGGUCAAGUUUGAUUUAAAUUAUUUAUUUCACUCCAAAUGUUCAAAUAUGAAAAAGAAAUACAUUGGCUUUAUCAGAUUAAAUCUUGUUUUCAGUAACUUCUGAAAUAAGACAUUUUUUGUGUGUCUUUAGGCUUGCUAUAAUAGUUCAGAGUUGCCUUAUUUUUAAUAUAUACACAAUCCAUAAAUCUCUAAUACUCAUCGUUUGUGAAGAUAUUCUUGUCUGUGACUGUUCCUGUAACUCUGAAAGUCAUACACUGUAUUGAUUCCCAACAAAUAAAAAUUGCAUAUAGCUUGCUUUUGUGCAA